Cydia splendana is the source of this 1072-nucleotide messenger RNA. RefSeq names its product mitochondrial inner membrane protease ATP23 homolog. Gene Ontology annotation, molecular function: metalloendopeptidase activity. The coding region runs from base 100 to 882 and encodes 260 amino acids. Lineage: Eukaryota; Metazoa; Arthropoda; Insecta; Lepidoptera; Tortricidae. The record is from RefSeq and is a predicted model, not a curated record. Gene Ontology annotation, biological process: mitochondrial protein processing; mitochondrial proton-transporting ATP synthase complex assembly. The transcript is spliced from 5 exons.
AGCCCUCACGUCAGCCACUGAAUAUUAUAAGGUUUUAGAAGUGCUCAUAGUUCAUAUAUGAAAAAAAAUUUUUUGGUUGACUAUUAGUGUUAUUUAUGUAUGAAAAUGUUUAGUAACGCUGCGGCACCCGAACCUGAAAGUAAAUCCAGCCCUGAUGCCAGUACACCUACCCAGGCUGGGCCCAAAAAGGAAGAAGCUUGGGGUUAUGAUUUGUAUCCCGAGAGACGAGGAAGCUUUUCUCCUAAAAUAGGCAAUAUACUUGUUGGCAAAGAGGGAAAAGAAAAUGUGGAGAAAUUAAAAUGUGAACAAAAUGUUGUUGAGUGUGUUAAAACCAGUCCUAUCGUGAAACUUAUGAUGAGAGCUCUAAAAAGUUCUGGAUGCCCAAUAGAUAUUCGAAGACAUUUUUCAUGUGAAGUAUGUGAUUACUCUGUCAGUGGAGGCUAUGAUCCAGAGCUCAAUCAGAUUGUAGUAUGCCAGAACGUAAGCACGCGAAAGGGCAUGGUUCAAGGAGUCCUGGUCCAUGAGAUGAUCCACAUGUUUGACUACUGCCGGAACGAGCUUGACUUCAAGAACAUGGAACAUCUGGCUUGUUCAGAGAUCCGAGCGGCAAACCUGACGCAUUGCUCUUUCACUAGUGCUUGGUCUCAAGGUGAUGCUUCUUGGACUAAGAUUAAGAAGGCCCACCAGGAUUGCGUAAAAACGAAAGCUCUGUACUCGGUGUUGGCAGUGCGUCAAAUCGGUAAAGCUGAGGCAGUGGACAUAAUUGAAAAGGUAUUUCCCAAAUGCUAUGCAGACCUGGAACCUAUAGGCAGACGGAUACGCAGAAACUCUGAUGACAUGAUCAGAGUGCUUAGAGAUGCCUCUUACUAUGGGUAUGAUUGAUAUCUAUGUAGAUUAUAGCUAUAUAUCUAUUAAUGUAGUAAAGCCAUUUUAUUUAAAGUUGUACACACACUUUUUUCCGGAUGUUUUUAUGUUAUUUCUACUCUGAACCACAAGCUCAUUCGAUCCUAAUACUUAGGAAAAAAAUGUGUCCCAUACUUUUUGAUGUAUUUUUUAUGUAAAGUAAGUAUAU